AUGCCAACAAACGCCGAGGGGAAGCGAAAACGUGCGGGCGUCGGCGCCACUCUGGCGGGAGCCUGCUCGCUGCUGCUUGCCGCCGCUGCGCACCCGGCCGCGGCGGCGGUGGAGGCGGGAAGGCUCUUCAACGGCGGCGCCCCCACCGCCGCCAGCGCAGCCGGCGGAUUCGGCGGCAGAAGGGGUGCAUGUUGUGGCAGCGGCGGCGGAGGCCGCCGCCGCGGGUUCGCCGAGUACUCGACGCGCGGCUGCUUUGUCUUGUGCGUAACGCCGAGCUCGGCAAAGGCGGCGGCGGUGGCGGCGGAGUCGGAGCGUCGCUCGUCUGGACGAGCAGCGGGCGGCGGCAGGCUGGCGGCGACGUCCUCGGUCGGGUCUGGGGGUGGGGCUCGCGCGCUCGAGUGUGCGAUGGAGGAUGACCGGAAGGGGGGCCGCUUACGGGGACGCUUCCGACAGGUGUUGGACAAGAUGAAAGGGCGUGCUGCUGCGCCACCGCCUGUCGCCGUAGCGGCGGCGGGGAACCAGAUGAUGUACGACCCGGGUCAGCAUCGGGAAGAAGAGGCCGUGGACCUGGCGAGCCUCAGGGCCGGCGGCAACGCCAGCACGUUCAACGCCGACGCUCACUGCCCGACCUGCCGAAAACAAGUGCCCUUCACGGAAGCUGGCGUGGUGUCGAAGCUGCUCUUUGCUUGGGUCGGGCCGCUGAUGGCUCGAGGGAACAAGAAGGCCAUCGCCGAGGAGGACCUGUGGGAGAUGCCGCAAGACGAACAAAUGCAGUCCGUCGCGGACGCCUUCGAAGCAGCGUACGCGAAGGAGAGCGCCGCGGACGCCGCCGUCCACCAAGGGUCGGACGGCCAGGGGAAGGGCAGGGGCUCCGCGGUGGUCACCGACGAGGGUAUCUGGAGGAAGCAUCACCCCCUGGUGCCGGGGCUGCUGGACACGGCCCUGAUGCGCUCGCUGUACGUGCUGUACAGGAAGCCCUUCCUGACGGCGGGGGCGCUGCGGUUCAUGAACACGUCGGUGCAGUUUCUGCCCGCUAUCUUCGUGCAGCGCCUGCUGAGGCUUCUCGAGUCCGGCAUUGCGGCCGGGGGCGCGGGGGCGGUGAAGAAGGCGUACACGAUCUGCGCCAUGCUGUUCGCAGCGGUGUCCCUCAAGACGGCCAUCGAGAACCAGUACUUCUACGCCACCAACAACAUCGGCACCAGCACACGUGGAGUUCUCAGCACGGCGGUGUACCGGAAGAGCCUGCGGCUCUCGCCGUCCGCUCGCCAGAACGCGACGGUGGGCGAGAUCGUGAACUACAUGCAGAUAGACGCGGGAAGGCUGGAGAACUUGGCCGGCAGCGUGCACACCAUCUGGGACUCCGUUUUCCAGAUGACCGGAUACACGGUGCUGCUCUUGCUUUGCCUCGGACCUUCCGUCCUGGCUGGUAUUGGCGUCAUGAUUCUUCUCAUUCCGCUGAACACGGCUCUUUUCAACGAGCUCAGCACCUACAGAGCGGAGAUGUCCACGCAAACCGACUUGAGGGUGAAGCUCGUGAACGAGAUGCUUCAAGGCAUCCGGGCCAUCAAGUUCUACAACUGGGAGACGCCGUUCCGAGAGCGGGUGGAGAAGAUACACGACGCCGAGCUGAGCAUCUUCCGGAGGGCGGUCACGAAACGCUCGCUCGUCGUUUCGGUCCUAUCGACUACCCCGGCCAUCGUCAUCGCCGUCACACUCGGCCUCUACAGCAUGCUGGGGAAUGCCUUGACGCCCUCGAAGGUCUUCACCUCCCUCACGCUCUUCAACCAGCUACGCCUGCCGCUCUUCUUCUUCCCCGCCACCCUCAACGCCUUCGCUGACGCCAAGGUUUCUGUGGGGCGCCUCUCACAGUUCUUGAAUACGGAGGAAGUGGUUCCGUACGUGCAACGGCAGAACGGGGUCCCCGCGGUCGCGGAGGGCGGGGGUGGGGGAAAGGUUUUUCCGGAGGACGUGUGCGUCAGCAUGAAGGAGUGCGCCUUCUUCUGGACUGAUCCCGAGGCGGCCGCCGGAGGAGGGGAGGGGGAAGAGGAGGAGCAAGAGCAGGAGGUGUUGCUGCCCGGCCGAACCCGCCGCACAGUGUCUCCCGCUCUGCACGGGUGCACCCUGGAGGUUAAGAAGGGAGAGCUCGUGGCCGUCGUCGGGGCGGUUGGCAGCGGGAAGUCAAGCCUUCUUGCGGCCCUCCUGGGAGACCUCAAGCACGUGUCCGGCGACAUCUACGCCGCGGGUGCCCUCGCGUACGUCCCCCAGACGGCGUGGAUCCCUAACGACACCGUGAGGAACAACGUGCUGUUCGGGAAGCCGUACGACCAGAAGAAGUACGACAAGGUUCUGGAGGUCUGCCGCCUCAGGAGGGACUUGGAGCUGUUGGAGAACGGCGACAUGACCGAGAUCGGCGAGCAGGGCAUCAACCUCUCAGGGGGGCAGAAGCAGCGACUGUCUCUGGCCCGCGCGCUGUACAGCGAUGCCGACCUCUUCUUGCUGGACGACCCGCUGUCGGCGCUCGAUGCUGAGGUGGGGAAGCAAGUGUUCGAGGGCUGCGUGAGGGACAGCCUCGAAGGAAAGACUUGCAUCCUGGUCACCAACCAGCUGCAGUUCCUGCCUCAGGUGGAUAAAAUCGUGGUGAUGGGCCAGCUGCCUGGAGCGGAAGGGGCGACCAUCGUGGACCAGGGGACCUACGAGGAGCUGGUGGGGAGAGGAAGGGACUUCAGCAACAUUCUUGCGGAGCAGAAGAAGAAAAAGAAGGUCUCGGAAGAAGAAGCAGAAACGCAGCAGGAGGACGCGGUUGCGGCGGCGGGACACCAGGCCAUCGAGACUGUCGUCCACCAUGACGGUCAAGUUUCCAAGGCCGCGCCGGCGGCAGUACACGCCCACGAAGCGCCGGAGCAUCAGCCGUCGCCCCCCGCCACCGGUAAGUCGGCGCAAACGCCAUCUGAGGGAGUUCCGCCAAGGGCGGCGGCGGCAGGGGGGUGGGGCCGGGCCGGCAAGGAGUCCGGCGUCUUGAUGGGCGAGCAGAGCAAUGAAGAUUUGUUCUCGCACGUUGUCGUGGAGGAGGGGGACUGCGGACCAGUCGCUGCCCUGCAGGGAGCGCAGCAAGCGGAGAGCGUUGUUGCGCUGGGUGGAGACGACACCGCCAACACGAGCAAAGGCGGUCUCAUGACGUCCGAGGAACGCUCGACAGGAGCCGUCGACCGACAGGUGUACGUGGAGUACAUGAAGGCGCUGGGCCCGAGGGUGGUGCUGCUGAGCCUGGUAGCGGUGUUCGUGGUGUCCAACUUCACCGUCCAGAUACAGCAGUGGGUGGUGUCCUUCUGGUCGUCGGACCCGCUCUACGCUCGCCACCCCCUGGGUUUCUACCUUUUCGGCGUUACGGCCUCCGCGGCGGUGGUCGGUGUCUUCUCCCACCUCCGCACCAUGUGGGCCUUCUACCUCGGCCUCGGAGCCAGCAAGCGCCUGCACGGGGCGCUCUUGAGGAGGGUGUUGCACGCCCCCGUGAGCUUCUUCGACACCACUCCGGUGGGGCGCAUCAUCCAGAGGUUUUCGAAGGACACUGACCAGGUGGACCAGAACCUGAUCUCCCAAGUUGCGAUGGUCAUCAACGGGGGGCUCGGGGUGCUGGCUGCCGGAUGCGCCAUCAUCGUGGCCACUCCGGUAUUCGCAUUCAUCCUGGCACCCCUCUCCAUCGUAUACAUACGAGUGAUGAACUACUUCAGACACGUCGCGAUCGAGCUCAAGCGACUGGAGUCGAUCACAAAGUCCCCAAUUUAUGCGCAUUUCACGGAGACCCUCGGAGGUUUGUCGGCGAUCCGGGCGUUCGGACACGUUAACCUGUUUGCGAGGACGAACGAGAGGCUCGUCGACAACAACCUCGCGUCUCACUUUGCCCUCAAGGUGGUGGACCGUUGGCUCUCGGUGCGUCUGGAGAUGCUGGGGAACUUGGUGGUCCUGAUGGCCACCCUGCUGUCCGUCCUGGCGGCCAGCAACGGCAAGCUCGUCGCUGGUCUCGCCGGGCUUUCCAUCACCAACGCUCUCAGCGUGACGGGGCUGUUGAACUGGGCCGUCCGGUGCGUUUCCGAGACGGAGAUGGUGAUGAACUCGGUGGAGCGGGUGCUCUACACUUCGCAGCAGACGCCGCAAGAGCCGCCGCACCACGUCAGCAGGCCGAGGCAUCCCUACUACCAGCAGCUGUCCGGCCUGACUGGGGAGAAUCUCCCGACCAUCCCGGAGGAGUCGCUGCUCACCAACUGCCCGGACGACCGUCAGCUGCUGAGGUCAGGCUGGCCUUGGGAAGGCCGCAUCGAGCUCCGUGAUGACGUCACCAUGCGGUACCGCCCGGAAACCGACCUGGUGCUCAAGGGGGUCACCCUGACCAUAAGGCCUGGAGAAAAGAUCGGCAUCGUCGGGCGGACCGGCAGCGGCAAGAGCACCCUCAUGCAGGUGUUGUUCCGCAUGGUGGACUGCGAGGAGGGGUCGAUCGCCAUCGACGGCGUCGACACCAAGGCCAUCGGGCUCGCCGCUCUCAGGUCGAGGCUGACCAUCAUCCCUCAGGAACCUGUGCUGUUCAGUGGUUCGCUGCGGGCCAACCUCGACCCGUUCGAAGUCUACACCGACGAGGAGGUGUGGGAUGCCCUCGAGCAAGCUUCCUUGGCUGCAACGGUCAGGAGGUUCCCGAACAGCCUCCUGGAGCACGUGGCGGAGUACGGGGAGAGCCUCUCUGCCGGGCAGAGGCAGCUGGUGUGCCUGGCUAGGGCGCUGCUGCGGAAGACGCGGGUGCUGCUGCUGGACGAGGCGACAUCUUCGGUGGACUACGAGACAGACAACGUCAUACAGUCCACGCUCAGGUCUGCCUUCCGAGACUGCACCGUGUUGACGAUCGCUCAUCGCCUCAAUACCAUCAUGGACUCGGACCGCAUCCUUGUCAUGGACGACGGAAAGGUGGCUGAGCUCGACUCUCCUGCCGCGCUGCUUGAGGACCCCACGUCUCAGUUCUCGCAGCUGCUGGCGUCGGAGCGGCGGCAGUCUUCGCGUCCUGCUGACGAAGCGGAGAUUGAUUCCACCGCCGCCGCUGUACACGACGAGGAGCACGAUCACCAGGACUUGGACAAGGUUGUGGGCGUGGUGGGAGGCGGAGAGGGUUCGGCAGCGGCGGCAGCGGGGACGGCGGCGGCGGCGGAGGCACCCCCUCCGUCCCAGUAGUAUGGGAUAUCGCUCGCUUCGGGGAAGAAGAGUUGUUGUUUGUAAGGGGUGGAAGCAAGACCGUUGUGCUCGCCACCGGGGGAGAUAAUCGGUAUCGGUCGCGGAAGAAGCAGUGGUAGAAGGGUUGCGUACGUAGUGUGCAGUUCGUGUCCACGAAAAAACUCCUAUCCCCUUCCCACGGCACCCCCUACGCGGCUGCACGAUACUUGUUGCUGUUUUUUUGUGUUGAAACCGUCGCCUGCUGCUGGCAGUAUUUGUGACCAGGUCGGGGCUGAGGAGAAGCCGCUAUGACACAGCCGCUCUCUGUUGGGUACGUACCGCGUACGACAUAGAGUAUGUUUGAUACGCGCGCGGGUGCCCAACGGUGAACCGCAGUCUUUUCCUCUCCCAGGGGAGUACGCCAAGAAAUAUAUCUCCUGGUGUCGUCGCCGUACGUACCAUUCGGCCUUGAAGGAGGGUGUCGUAUUUCCUACGCUAGAGUUUCGCGUUGUGCAGCGUACGUUUGCGCGACGAGGAGGGGGCGCG
Messenger RNA from Ectocarpus siliculosus, 5736 nucleotides. NCBI's taxonomy places the organism in Eukaryota, Phaeophyceae, Ectocarpales, Ectocarpaceae. The record is from the annotation of a GenBank genome assembly.